Molecule: messenger RNA, 303 nt
Organism: Linum tenue
Lineage: Eukaryota; Viridiplantae; Streptophyta; Magnoliopsida; Malpighiales; Linaceae
Source: the annotation of a GenBank genome assembly
UGGAAUUCGGCUUUAGCAGCUUGUAUCCGACCCGACCCGGUUGUCCCAUUUCGCUGCAGAACCAUCGCCUUCUCCAACUCCUCAUCUCCCUUAUCCACAACAGCAUUCUUCCAUCUGCAGCAUUCCGCGGCUCGCCCGAUCAAUAAUCUCAGACUCAGUCCCAGACAUUCCCAUUAUCUGAAAGCUUCUUCAUCUGCAGCUGGAACUACAGAAUACUUGGAGGAACCUGCAACCAAUGUGAAAUUCCCGAAGUCCUUGAAAGUGCCAGGUUGCACAUCAAGCUCGCUAUCCUUGCUCGGAACU